AUGAUUGAUUUGGAUAAUAGUAAGAGAAUGAUGUUAAAUAACUGUUCAAGAUUGAUCUGUAAAAGAUCAUUGUCUUUAUAUAGAGUAAUGCCAUCUACUACUGUUGUUGUUAACAGUAGUAGUUUUGUAAAUAAUAAAUAUAGUAAUAGUAACAGUAGUUUGUCAUUUUCAUCGACAAAGUUCUAUUCUACAGCAACUGAAACAGCAACACCAACAGAAUCUAUAAUCAAUGAAAUGACUACAUCAUCAUCAGAACAACAAAAGAAAAGAACAUUAAAGAGAAAAUACGAAUUGAAACCAGUAUCACCAUUGUUAUAUCCAGUGCAAUCAGUCAGCAGUAUCACAACGAUCAAACCAAACGGUGGAACCGAGAAUCUUCCAUUCCACUUUGAGAGAACUGCAUCCGGUAGACUACCGGUCUACUCUGAUCUCAUCAGAUCUCAAAGAGCCAAAGAAACCGUACUGAGAAAGUAUUCAGGUGAUGUCACUAUUAUAUUACAAGAAUUAAGAAACAUAUUAGGAGAGGAAGUCUCGAUCACUCAAAACGAAGGAACAAUUUCAAUAAGAGGUGAUCAUUCACUUACACUUUUGGUAUGGUUGACUGCUCUUGGAUUUUAA
This is a messenger RNA of Heterostelium album PN500, 618 nucleotides long. RefSeq names its product mitochondrial large ribosomal subunit protein MRPL49. The transcript is spliced from 3 exons. The record is from RefSeq and is a predicted model, not a curated record. Lineage: Eukaryota; Evosea; Eumycetozoa; Acytosteliales; Acytosteliaceae. Gene Ontology annotation, cellular component: ribosome; mitochondrial large ribosomal subunit. Gene Ontology annotation, molecular function: structural constituent of ribosome. Gene Ontology annotation, biological process: translation. The coding region runs from base 1 to 618 and encodes 205 amino acids.